AUGACUACUAAUAAUGAACAAACCCUCGACAACUGCUCUGCCCUCAUCCUGCGCGCCGACCAUAGCCUGUUGAAGUGGGGCGCCCUCAAGAAGAAAGAAGAAGACGCGGCCGCGAUUUUGCUGCAGAAGAAAGUCGCCCAGUACGUCGCCGGCGAGUACGAGGAGGCGAAAAAGAACUACACGGCGGCCCGGGGAGCAACGGAAGCCGAGAACGGCCACUACGAUAAGCUGAUGGAGGGCAUCGAGAAGGACAACGGCGUCAAGGUCCUGGAGUCGCGGCGCUGCGGCGAGGACUACGCCAAGUCUAACAGGGGCCGUAGUCCCUCUCGCAAGCCGCAACGCGUCGACCUGCCCGACCCCAUCCGCUUCAAGGACCUGCACGAGCGCCCGACGCAAGCCGCCGCCGCCAUCGUCAUCGCCGACGACACCACGUCCGUCGAGCCGGAGGACACCGCCCCGCCCACCACCAACAACAAGCCGGCCAAAGCCGAUGAGCGCGCCGACGCGCCGGAGGACGCGAAGGAGAAGAAGACCGAAGAGAAGCCGCAGCAGCCGCCCAACCCCGAGCCUCAUCCGCCAAAAAUGAUGAACAGCCACCCCGGGGAUACUACGGCAACCAGCGCCUCUUCCUCCAGCCAAUCCGACCCCACGACCGCCGAGCAAGGAAACCCCACCCUCCUCGAUCGCACGAAAGGGCUCGCUGCAGACUUUUUCAAGGCAUAUGCUCAC
Mesorhabditis spiculigera is the source of this 729-nucleotide messenger RNA. Lineage: Eukaryota; Metazoa; Nematoda; Chromadorea; Rhabditida; Rhabditidae. The record is from the annotation of a GenBank genome assembly.